Messenger RNA from Colletotrichum godetiae, 1499 nucleotides. Its product is annotated as aldo/keto reductase. The record is from RefSeq and is a predicted model, not a curated record. NCBI's taxonomy places the organism in Eukaryota, Fungi, Ascomycota, Sordariomycetes, Glomerellales, Glomerellaceae. The coding region runs from base 403 to 1392 and encodes 329 amino acids. Gene Ontology annotation, cellular component: cytoplasm. The transcript is spliced from 2 exons.
GGAUGUCAAGCUUCCAUAUGGUGCUAUGGUGGGGGUGUAAAGUAUCUCCGCGUAUUCGUCAUUGAAGGUAGGACCGCUACGUGAAAGCGGUAAACCGUACUUUGCACAUGGGGAUAGGUAGAAGGUAACUCUUAGCUCCCGUCUCCUCUUUUCCAGUGACAUUGGUGAUAUCAUCUCGAAGCCUUCGAUGCCAUCAUAUAAACGGUAGACACCCACCUACGAGUCCUGAGCUUAGGUUUGCUGGACACCAUUCUCGAGUCUCGAUAUCCACUACAGCUCGAUAGCUCGAUAACGGCACCAAUACCCCGCAGCUCAAGUCUGAAGUCUCAAGUCUCAAGAAUUAUUCAGCACCAGCGAUAUUUCUUUACAUUUUCACAACAUCGCCAAAAGCCCUCAAAAACGAUGCCUCAGCUCAACGGACAAGACGUCGGCCAGAUCGGCUACGGCCUCAUGGGCCUCACAUGGCGGCCCCAGCCCUGCUCAGAAGAGCAGGCCUUCGAAGCCAUGCGCACCGCCCUCGCAAACGGCAACAACUUUUGGAACGGCGGAGAAUUCUACGGAACCCCAGAGUACAACAGCAGCACCCUCCUCGAGCGCUACUUCACAAAGUACCCCGAGGACGCCGACAAGGUCGUCCUGAGCAUGAAGGGUGGUCUCAUCCUCCCGCAGCUGAAACCCGACGGCUCGCCCGAGGGCGUCCGCCGCUCCCUCGACAAGAUCCUCUCCCAGCUCGGGGGCCGCAAAAAGGUCGACAUCUUCGAGUGCGCGCGGCGCGACAAGAACACGCCCCUCGAGGUCACAUUUGGGGUCAUUCAAAAGGAGUACAUUGACACGGGGAAAGUCGGCGGUAUCACACUCUCCGAGGUCUCGGCCGCAUCCAUACACGAGGCCGUCAAAGUCGCCAAGAUUGUCGGCGUCGAGGUCGAGCUCAGCUUAUUCUCGACCGAACCCUUGACCAACGGCGUCGCCGCCGCGUGCGCGCAGUACGGCAUCCCCCUCAUCGCCUACUCGCCCAUCGGCCGCGGCAUGCUCACGGGCGAGGUCAAGACGCUCGACGAUAUCCCGCAGGGCGACAUGAGGCGGCACAUGCCCCGCUUCCAGCCCGACACGUUUGGUAUCAACAUCAAGCUCGUCGAGCAGGUCGAGGAGCUGGCAAAGAAGAAGGGCGUCACGCCGGCCCAGCUCGCCAUCGGCUGGAUCGUUGCGCUUUCAAAGAGGCCUGACAUGCCCGAGAUCAUUCCCAUUCCGGGUGCGACGACAGCGGCGAGGGUCACGGAGAAUGCAAAGCUGGUGGAACUUACCGAGGCGGAAAUGGCAGAGAUUGGCGCGACGCUGGCAAAGUUCGAGGUCGCGGGUGGCCGCUACCCCGAUGGUGCUCCCGUCAACACCUAAGACAUUUGCGUAGCGUGUAGAAGAAGAUAUCAAGAAAUCUAGUCAUAUCCUUUGUAGCCCGAACCUGUCGGCGUUGCAAAGAAAAAAUCGUUGGACUUCGGUGAGAU